CAGCCGCACCUACAACUGCCGCUCCUACAACUGCCGCACCAACAACAGCCGCACCUACAACAGCCACACCAACAACAGCAGCCCCUACAACUGCCGCUCCUACAACAGCAUCACCUACAACUGCAGCCCCUACAACAGCAGCACCUACAACGGCUGCACCAACAACAGCUGCACCUACAACAGCGCUGCACCUACCACAGUGGCACCAACGACCGCAAUACCAACAACCGCUGCACCAAUUACAGCCGCACCUACAACAGCAGCCCAUACAACAGCAGUACCUACAACUGCUGCAGCUACAACAGCCGAACCUACAACCGCAGCACCAACGACCGCCGGACCAACAACAGCUGCACCAACAACAGCCGCACCUACAACAGCGGCACCAACAACUGCAGCACCAACAACCACUGGACCAACAACAUCCGCACCUAUCACAGCAGCACCGACAACAGCAGCCCCUACAACUCAGCACCUACAACGGCUCUGCACCUACAACCGCAGCACCAACGACCGCCGGACCAACAACAGCAGCACCUACAACGGCUGCACCUACAACAGCUGCACCUACAACUGCUGCAGCUACAACAGCCGCACCUACAACUGCCGCUCCUACAACUGCCGCACCAACAACAGCCGCACCUACAACAGCCACACCAACAACAGCAGCCCCUACAACUGCCGCUCCUACAACAGCAUCACCUACAACUGCAGCCCCUACAACAGCAGCACCUACAACGGCUGCACCAACAACAGCUGCACCUACAACAGCGGCACACACAACUGCAGCACCUACAACAGCUG
Molecule: messenger RNA, 804 nt
Organism: Etheostoma spectabile (orangethroat darter)
Lineage: Eukaryota; Metazoa; Chordata; Actinopteri; Perciformes; Percidae
Product: nuclear transcription factor Y subunit beta-like
Exons: 4
Source: RefSeq, a predicted model, not a curated record